GACGGGGCUGGGCCAGUGGGGCAGGACCGGAAGCCUUAAAGCGGCCUGGUGGAGCUGCGGCUCACUGACCGAGGGCUGCGGGGAGCGUCUGGUCUUGGGGUUCGUGCAGGCCGGGUAGGCGUCGUCAUCACCAUGUCGCUGGCGGCCUCCGCCGGCCGGGGCCUGGGAGCCGCGUGGUCCCCCACCCAUGUGCAAGUGACCGUGCUGCAGGCGCGGGGCCUGCGGGCCAAGGGUCCCGGGGGCACGAGCGACGCGUACGCGGUGAUCCAGGUGGGCAAGGAGAAGUACGCCACCUCGGUGUCCGAGCGCAGCCUGGGCGCGCCUGUGUGGCGCGAAGAGGCCACCUUCGAGCUGCCCCCGCUUCUGUCCUCCGAGGCAGUGCCCGCGGCUGCCGCCACCCUGCAGCUCACCGUGCAGCACCGCGCGCUUCUCGGCCUCGACAAGUUCCUGGGCCGCGCCGAGGUGGACCUGCGAGAGCUGUACCAGGACCAGGGCCGCCGGAAGACUCAGUGGUACACUUUGAAAUCCAAGCCAGGAAAGAAAGAAAAGCCCCGCGGGGAAAUAGAGGUGGACAUCCAGUUCAUGAGGAACAACAUGACGGCCAGCAUGUUUGACUUGUCCGUGAAGGACAAGUCCCGCAACCCGUUUGGAAAGCUGAAGGACAAGAUCAAGGGAAAGAACAAGGAUGGCGCGUUGGACACAGCGUCAGCCAUCGUCCCCAGCUCAACACUCUCAGUUGACAGUGACGAUGAGUCUUUCUCAAAAGACAAGAAAAAGAAAUCAAAGGUCAAGACCUUGUUUUCCAAGUCGAAUUUGCAGAAAACGCCACUUUCCCAGUCCAUGUCUGUCCUGCCGACUUCAAAGCCAGACAAAGUGGUGCUCCAGCCAGGAGACUUCCGGUCCUCGUGGGGGGACGACGACAAGGAUGAGUCCUCCUCCUCUGCCUCGGACAUUGCAUCCCACAGGAGAACAGCAAGUGCAGACGCCAAGCAGCUCAACCAGAUCAACUUCAGCCUCCCCAGGAAGGAAGGCCUCUCCUUUCUUGGGGGCCUGCGGGCCAAGACCGACAGCCUUUCCCGCUCUAACGUCUGCAUCAAUGGGAACCACGUGUAUGUGGAGCAGCCUGAGCCCCGGAGUGAGACCAAAGACAGCAGCCCGGCCUCGUCCCCCUCGCCCCUGGGCUUCAGGAAGAAGCCUGCCUUCUCCUCCACCGAAAACCUGGCUGGCAAGCCUUGGAAGGAGCCAGGGGAGGGGGGCAGCCUGUCUGCUGACGCCUCCACCAAGGACUCACUGAAGUCCAUGACCCUGCCGUCCUACCGACCCCUGGCCAGCGGUGACACUUGGGAAGGCACCACACCAGGGAACUCAGAGGCUGCAAGAGAAACCAAGGACAGCAAGAAGCAGGAGGGCAAGAAGUCUGCCUUGCUUUCUCUGGUGACGGGAAAGAAGGAGGUGGCCAAGGGCAGCGAUCGUGAGCACACAGCGAGUGUCCCAGGGUGGGAGAAGGAAGGCGUGACAUCAGAAGCCCCACCGCAGGAAGAAGUCCUGCAGAGAGGCACUGAGAGAGACACCGCAACCGAUGCCUCCCACGGGGGUCAUUCUCUGAAUCCCUUUGAAGAUGUGCAGAUUUCAGAACCAAAAGCUGGACCUGAGCCCAAGUCUGAACCAAAGCCGCCUGCUCCUUCUGUGAGGCCUACGCAGACCAAAGCUGUCAAGCCUCGACUGGAAGUGUCUUCAGAGGCCCAGCCCAAAGCCAGGCUUCCUUGUUCCCCCGACUCUGCUCUGUCUCUCUCAGCUCUUGCUUCUGGUUCUGGUCAGGCCCCUGGCCCUGCUGAGUCAGGGCGUGAUUCCGAGCCCCAAUCUUCUGAAAGUCCUUCUGUCUGCUCCUCUCUUCCCUCUCCGGUAGCAGCGCCCAUUUCCACCUCCACCCCGAUUGGACACUGGCCCCCCUCAGGCCAGGGCCAGGCCAGUUCUGAAGAAAUGGCUUCGCUCCUCCAAGCAGACUUGCAAAAGGAGAGUUUAACGCCAGGCCUGGGUGCUGGUUCUUCUGCCCUGGGAUCCCUUUACGAAGAGUCCCAGGCCCCAGUGAAAAGGACAGCAAGUCCUCCUGGGGAGAAGACCCGCGAGGUGGGCCCAGGCGAGAAUGCUGGUCCCACAGAGCUAGGAAGCUCUGUCUUACAGCAGCCCGAGUUGGGACAGCCAGAAGAGGCACUUUGGGAGGCUCCCCCUCUGAAACAAGGCUGCACCCUCUCAGACAAAGAGACCCUCAAGGGGUCAUCUGCGCUCUUGUUGGGCGGUGGCAGAAUUACAGGCUCCAGUGGGGAGCCAGCCACGGUGGGGUCCACAGACCAGGAGGGCCAGCCUGGGCCUUCUGUGGGGAGCAGGGCAGCGUCCCUCCCAGCAGGUGAACCAGACGCCCAGUGGCAGAGGCAGGCAGAGAUGAACCUGCAUGGCGGCCAGGGCCAGGAGAAGGGCCGGAAGCGCGUGUCAUUUUCUGAGCAGCUCUCUAUGGGAGAAGUGGAGAGACCCACCAGACUGGGGAUCGAGGACAGAAGUCACCCCCAGGAGCUGGCACUUGCAGGAGCCUCUGCAGGAUGCACAUCUGGUGCGAAGAAUGCCGAGAGGGAACCCAUCACUGCAGCGGUACCCACAGAGGGCAGCUGCGUGGGCUCCUUUCCCAUGGGACGUUCCUCAGGAGCCCCCACAAGCAAAGCGAGCUCGGCAAGGCACACCCCACUCUUCAGAUCUGAGGAUGCUGAUGCACUUGCAGCUCAGCUACGGGACAAGGCCUGUGAUGACCAGGAAGCCUCGCUGGCCGAGCCCUUAAGCGGCUCUCCCUGCACCUCUGAGGUGAUGCUUCCCCUUGCGGCUGAUAUGAACUUGACCCUUCCCUCCAUCCCUGAGGUGGCAUCAGACGAUGAAAGAGUGGAUCAGCCGGAGCAGGUGACGCCUGCCAAGAGCCUGUUGGACCACAAGCCUCAGGCCCCUUUGGCUCCUCCUGCGCAGGAGGCCGCUGUGCACCCCGGCAGGAGUGCGAGCCGAGACGAGGAGGAGGGAUCGGAGGUGGACGGGGGUCUGGGUCGCCCUUGCUUUCCCGUACCCAGUACCCCGCUCUCUGAGACCUUUCCUGCCGCAUGCUCUGUCCCUGUUGCUCCACACAUUGAUGCUCACCACACCAGGACAGCAGAGUCUCCAAAAAAAGCAGCUGCAGAGGGCUCCUCCAGUAGAGUUGAAAAUUUUGGCAAGAAGAAGCCGCUUCUUCAGGCCUGGGUCCCACCCUCAGAGGCCCAUCCAGUCUCUGCCCGGCCAGGCCCUGGAGCUGGGGCAGCCAAGCACAGACUUCAACCUGUGAAGCCAAUGAACAGCACGGCCAUUAAGAUUGCUAACUCCAGCUUGGGAACUGCCACCAUCAUCAGUGAGCACGUGACCAACGAUCCCAUGAUAAAGAAAUACAGCCCCUCAGACCCUGCCUUUGCCUAUGCCCAGCUGACCCAUGAGGAGCUUAUCCAGUUGGUCCUCAAACAGAAGGAGACCAUCAGCAAGAAAGAGUUUCAGGUCCGCGAGCUGGAGGACUACAUCGACAACCUGCUCGUCAGGGUCAUGGAGGAGACCCCCAACAUUCUCCGCAUCCCAGCUCAGGCUGGCAAAAGAGCAGGCAAGAUGUAAUGGGAACACAGGGCUGGCUGUGCCCACCUGCUCUCCGGAUCAAGGACUUGCUGUGCUGACAUCCGGCCAACAGGCCCAGAUCACCAUCUCUCCUGCGUGUUAUCUCUCAGGAGCCAAUUCCACCAGCCUAAGCCAGGUUAAUUAUUACAAUGCAUUUUGUACUGUACAUUCCCAGGGUUUUAUUUUUAAAUGCCACUGUGCCUUUAACUAGGUUGUAAAUAUUUUAUGCCCACAGGAGACUCUGUCAUAAGAUCUGCCCCUGAGCCAGAGGUUCAGAUGGCAGCAGAUCCAGUAGUGCCUCUGAACCCAGGGACUGUCUUUCUUCAGUGUGGGAUUUUGCAGACAGGUAUCCUCAAGUCUAGGGCCUGGACUACAGUGUAGGGCCAUGGGCCAUGGGCCAUGUGGUGGUGCUGUGAUACUCGAACUCCCCUGGCCUUUGAGUGGCUCAGGUGUUUUGGCUGCUGCAACUUCUGGAUUUUUAUACCAUCUGAGCUUUCCAGGCUUCUCAGAGCUGGUUCUUUUGUCUUUAUUCUUUGAGUAGCUCAGAGUCAUUUAGGGAAAACUUCUGAGCAUGUGUCUUAGCUUCUAAACAAACUUGGUCUUUGUGUUAGGGUUACCAUGUGUUCUCUCUAGAGCUUUUCCCCUGAAGGUGCACAAGGUAGAUGUGGCUUAGAAAGUCACGUCCCUUGGCCGAGGGAAGUUUGGCAAUGUCCCCCCUUUCAUGACAGCAGGAUCCCUGCCGGCUGGACCAGUCUCUUCAGUGCCUUGAUAAGGACCUGAGUGGUCCAGGCUCUCACAGUGCUAGCCUGAGACAUCUUUAGAAGGAUGCCUGUGGCCUUUCCACCUGUGCCUCUCCUUGGCCAGACUGUAGAGGGGGCAAAGCCACUGACUCCUGGAGAUACAGAAAGCUGGCCUGGGAUUCGGCAUAUGUGAGCCCAAGGUUGCAUCCCUGGCACUGCAAAUGAAAACUAAACAAACCAGAAAAAUCCUUUAAUUUUGUUGGCCAGGAGGAAUCACGGGCUUGGAUCCUGAGGGACCUCAUGUAACUUGUCCUCUGAAUGCUGCCUGUCGCUGCCACAGAGAAACUCAGGUUGUGUCCAGGAUGCACGAGAAGUUGUAGUGAAGGCUUCAUUGUGGUUAAUAAAAUUGAGAAUCCAGUAGAAAACAGGAAUGCCUCAGCUUUUCAACAGCUGCUUCAUGAACAGACUCAAGCCUCUUCCCCUCCUUGUUAGAAACUCAGGAAGAGCAAGGCUGGGGCUCACGCAGAGCACCCCUUACACAUGGGAGGCCUGGGCUUGUCCCUGCCAGAUUAUGCCAAGCGAGAAGAUGAUACUUAUUUUUGGACCACUGUAAUUUGAAAAGGAUGCUACACAUAUUUUUUAAGCGGAAGUACCUGCCCCUUUCUUAACUAACAGCACCAUUUCACUCUCGGGGAAUUUCUCUGUGGUCAUCUCCCAGUGUUGCUCAUCUCUUCCCCGGGUUGUAAUAGCAUGGUGGGGUGAGAUGGUGGCAUUUAUUAACCCAGAACCCCUUCUCUGUGUGUCCUUGUUACCUGGAGGGUAAAAGCAGAACAGCGGGCAGCAGAGUCCCUUUUCUGGGCCGAGCUGGCCGCAGCCUUGUCUGUACUGGAGCACUUUAAUCUGAAGGGCAAUAUUGUAACCUACCUGGUCAGUUCUGAAGGACCCACAGCUAUUUUACUUAAUUCUCUCCUGAAGUAGUGGGGGCCACUGUAAACUGCUCAGAUGACUUGUAUUUUUGUAGUGCAGUAAGAAUUACAGACAUGCCUCCAAAGAAAGCUAUGUCUCCACUUGAACUCUGAAAAUGGACAUGUAUAUAUAUUUGUUCCGAAUCUAUUUUUUACUUGAUAGAAGCGUAUUUGUACUGUGAUAACCCAAGUGUGCGGUGGGCAGGUGUGCUGUGAGUGGCACUCUUCCUUCAAAGAGUUGGUGUGCAGCUCUGGAGCCUCCAGGCACCAGGCCUUGGAUGCUGAACUCUGUGGGCCUUGGGGAGGGAAGUCAGGGUGAAGAGUGACUUCCUGUGCCCUAAACUAUCACUUGGGAACUCCAGAGAAUGAAGGACAGUUUAUUUCAGGGGCGUCUGGCUCCCACCACUACUGGAAAACAGUUCAGUUCAUAGCAUUCCUGUCCCUCGCAAAGUAGAUAAUUUGAAGGUCAUUCAGCUAGGGACCGUCCUUGACGACUGCAUUUGGAGGGGGGGAGUGGACUUGAGUGAGGCUUUAGUCCACUGUUGGCCUGAGCAGAGGUUGGUGAGGCAGAGCUGGGAAGCUCCUGUGCCUGGCACCUGCCUGAAGACCUCAAUGCCCAGCCCUGCUGCAGAUGCCAAACCAGCUGACGGGCCAGCAGGGGGCUCUGGGAACAGCACGUUUCUUAGCCUUUCUUGGCCUUGUCUCAUUGCCUUCAGAGAUUGUGCCCCUAACUUGGGAGAACCAUCAGAUUAAACACCAAAGAACUUCAUGCAUGCACACUGUUUCUAAUUGCCUCCUUCUGCAGGCUUUGCUAGGUGUCCCUCCGUCCCCUGUGUACACUGCGUGGGCCACACUGAGGUAGCAGACACUAGGAGCAAGCAGCCCCGUCCUUUUCCAUGCUCAGAAACUGGGCCUGGAGAUGGGACCGUGUGCACACGCCCACAGGAGCGCGGUAUAGCCCUGCGCUUUCCAGCUGUGCUACCUGGGGGAAUUCAGCACCCCAACAGCAGAUGCACACUGUAUGGAAGGCCAGAGACCUGUCAUUGUUAAAUUAUUUGGAGUCUUCCCUCCCUGAGCCUGAGUCCCUUCCCCCAGUUGACCUUUUUGUUUCCUCUUCAGGGCCUCUGUACUGUGCUACACCCACCCCACCCCCAGUCUUCUUUUUUAAGGAGUGCUGAUUAAGUAUCUAUCCCUCAAGCUGAAAAGUCAGUUGCCUUAGAUGGGGAACUUAACGUUUGGUAUCCAUACCAACCUCAGCUCUGGAUUCUGCAUAUUUACUAUGUAAGUUGCUAAAUUGACUUUCCCCUUCCUGUGGUCGAAGGCAUUUUUAUAUUACGGAAUUACUGUUUUCUGCUUUGUGACUUGGGGGUUUUGAAUUUCUCUGGUUUUUGUUUUUAAGAAGUAGCCUAAAUUUUUCUAUAACACUAAAUAAAAUGGUACUACCUUCGAAA
Cavia porcellus (domestic guinea pig) is the source of this 6822-nucleotide messenger RNA. It is a transcript of the gene Rab11fip1, whose product is annotated as RAB11 family interacting protein 1. NCBI's taxonomy places the organism in Eukaryota, Metazoa, Chordata, Mammalia, Rodentia, Caviidae. Gene Ontology annotation, molecular function: small GTPase binding. The record is from RefSeq and is a predicted model, not a curated record. Gene Ontology annotation, biological process: regulated exocytosis. The coding region runs from base 133 to 3666 and encodes 1177 amino acids. The transcript has 6 exons. Gene Ontology annotation, cellular component: intracellular membrane-bounded organelle.